CCACCAACUCCCAGCUCCGCCCACCGGCCGAUCUCGCGUGGCCGAGGGUCACGGGACCACCGGGAGGCUUGAGGCCGAAGCGCCCGCGAGGGCCCCGCCCCGCCCCUCCUGGGCUCGGAACCGCCUUCGCCCCGCCGCGCCUGAGGCAGCGGGUCCGCAGCGUCAUGUGACUCCUGCCGCGACCCGAGCCUGGGCUGGGGCCUCUGGGCGAACAGGGCCCGAUACCCAAGCGUCAGUCCGAAGGUUCCUGGCUCUGCGGGUUAGCUCUGCAGGCCGCGUCUGCUGCGUUGUCAGGCUCUGUGGACCCAGGCCUAGCUGCCCCUGUGCUAUGGAAGCAGUGUGGGCCCUCUGGCUGGCCUUGGCUGCAGGCCUGGCCGCCGACAACCCACCUAACAUUGUGCUCAUCUUUGCUGAUGACCUGGGCUAUGGGGAUCUGGGCGCCUACGGGCACCCUAGUUCCACCACCCCCAACCUGGACCAGCUGGCGGCAGGGGGACUGCGGUUCACAGACUUCUACGUGCCGGCGCCUCUCUGCACACCCUCCAGGGCUGCCCUCCUCACUGGCCGGCACCCUGUUCGGAUGGGCAUGUACCCUGGAGUCCUGGAACCCGGCUCCCGGGGAGGCCUGCCCCUGGAAGAGGUGACCCUGGCUGAGAUCCUGACCUCCAGUGGCUACCUUACAGGGAUGGCCGGCAAGUGGCACCUUGGGGUGGGACCAGAAGGGGCCUUCCUGCCUACUAAUCAGGGCUUCCGUCGAUUCCUGGGCAUCCCGUACUCCCAUGACCAGGGCCCCUGCCAGAACCUGACCUGCUUCCCACCAGCCACCCCAUGUCACGGUGGCUGUAAUCAGGGCCUAGUUCCUAUCCCACUGCUGGCCAACCUGUCUGUGGAGGCACAGCCCCCCUGGCUGCCUGGACUAGAGGCCCACUAUGUGGCUUUUGCCCGAGACCUCAUGUCUGAUGCCCAGCGCCAAGACCGUCCGUUCUUCCUCUACUAUGCCUCCCAUCACACCCACUAUCCUCAGUUCAGUGGGAAGAGCUUUACAGGGCGCUCAGGUCGUGGGCCAUUUGGGGACUCCCUAAUGGAGCUGGAUGCCGCUGUGGGGGCCCUGAUGACCGCCGUGGGGGACCUGGGGCUGCUCGGAGAGACGCUGGUCAUCUUUACUGCAGACAAUGGGCCUGAAACCAUGCGCAUGUCCCGUGGUGGCUGCUCUGGUCUCCUGAGAUGUGGAAAGGGGACAACCUUCGAGGGUGGUGUCCGAGUGCCUGCUUUGGCCUUCUGGCCAGGCCACAUCGCUCCUGGUGUGACCCAUGAGCUAGCCAGCUCUCUGGACCUGCUUCCCACCCUGGCAGCCUUGAGUGGGACCUCACUGCCCAACAUUACUUUGGAUGGCUUUGACCUCAGCCCCCUGCUGCUGGGCACAGGCAAGAGCCCGCGGCAGUCUCACUUCUUCUAUCCUGCCUACCCAGACGAGAUCCAUGGGGUCUUUGCUGUGCGAAGUGGGAAGUACAAAGCUCACUUCUUCACUCAAGGUUCUGCCCAUAGUGACACCACGGCGGACCCUGCCUGCCAUGCCACCAACCCGCUGACUGCUCACGAGCCCCCACUGCUCUAUGACCUGUCUAAGGACCCUGGUGAGAACUACAACCUUCUGGAGGGUAUGACUGAUGUCACACCAGAGGCGUUGCGGGCGAUGAAGCGGCUACAGCUGCUCAAGGCCCAGUUUGAUGCAGCCAUGACCUUUGGUCCUAGCCAGAUGGCCCGGGGUCAGGACCCUUCCCUGCAAAUCUGCUGCAAGCCCAGAUGUAUCCCCUAUCCAGUCUGUUGCCAAUGCCCAGAACUCCAGCCCUGAGGGCACUGACCAAGUGCACAGGGAAGACCCCCAAGGCCAACCUAGAGCCCCUCACCCUGCCCUUGGCAUGUGGUGGUUUAUCACCAUGAGGGCAUGUGGAGGAGUUUGUGCCUAAUAAUGUAAUAACACCAACUAAGACUUGCAGGUGUGAUGAUUGAGCUACUCCUUGUGGUAACUCUGGUACUAAUCCCCUGUUACUAAUGAAGAAACUGAGGCACAGGGAAGUUCAGGGUCUGGUUCAAGAUCACUCAGCCAGAAAGAGGUUGGGCUGGGAUUUGAAUCCAGGUAUCCUGGCUCCGGAAGCUUCUCCCAGUGAUCUGUACGUGUCAAUACAUACGUGUACACAUCAGCCCCAAACAUGGAUACAUCCACUCACAGAUCAGUAAGUGCUUUUAGGUGGCAGGAACAGGUGGGCAAGCUUGAGGGACAGUGGCCAGAAGCGCCCCAAAGAUGCAGAAUGCCUGAGAGAGACAAGUUUUCUCGUGGAGAAAUGUUCUUAGAGGUGCAGGAGCUGGUGCCUUAUUUGUAUCAGAAACCUGCUGGAGUCAGGUAACUGCACAUUCCAGGUGAGGACAAGGUGCUUAGGGGCCUGCCAGGUCCCGGGAAGGCACAUAGCAGCUCCUGAGCCGGCCCCAUGGGGCACGUUCACCUCUCAAGCUCUGCAUUUCUCCUGCAUGCAUACUUUUUGUGUCCUGGCUUCAACUUUGAUAUCUUGUGUUAGCUGUUUCCACAGAGUGAAGUGAUUGCGUAUGAUCAUCUAUCAGGUCUUGUUUCAUCAGAUCAGCAUGAAAUCCUCACUCUUUCACUGGUCCACCCUGCCCCACAGCUCCAUUGCACUCCCUUGCCCCCAAGGUAUUGGCAGACUGGUAAUCCAGCUGUGCUCUGCCUCUACCACUGGCUUCCUCUGUGGAAAGGUACCUUUUUUUUUUUUUUUUUUUUGGUACUCAGGGGUUGAACUCAAGGUCACUUUACCACCGAACUGCUUCCGUUUUAUUUUUUAUCGUGAGACAGAGCCUCACUAAGUUAUAUAGGGCCUCACUAAAUUGCUGAGGCUGGCCUCAAAUUUGCAAUCUUCCUGCCUCCACCUCCCACCUCCUGAGUUGCUGGAAUUACAGGGGAUUACAGACAUGUGCUUCUACACUUGGCUGUGAUUUUUUACCACCUGCCUGCAUGACCAGAUGGUAUGUCACAUGCCAGGUGCUCCUUGGUGUUGGUCACAUGAGAACAAUACUACCUGGGUGUGCCAGUGCCUUUGCAAGGCAAAUGCUCUCUGUUGCCUUACUCAUGAAUCCUCACUUUUUUUCAAUGGUGGUCAAAGACCCCUUGACCUCAAGGAAACAGGCUCUGUCUGAUCCAGGAGGGUAGUGACCACUCUGAACCAGUCACAGCCCAGAAAUUUGUCAAGAGUCCUGAUAGUGAAUGUUGGGGUGGGCCUCCAGGUAAGGACCUGGCUAUGGCAGUCACUGGCCCUGGAUAGACAAGGCAUAGCUGCUAAACCAAUGUCUCCAGCUGCCUACCUGCAGCACACCAAGCGUAAGAAGAUAAAACCUGUCUUUUAUUUUCUCAUGCUGGAUGUCUUACCCUCUUUAUAACCCUGGCCUGGUGCAGAGGGCAGCCAUUGCCAGUGAACUGUCAGCUACUUGCAGUGAGGAAUAGCUUUAGUGAAAUGAGCCCUGAACAGGGUGUUGUGGGCACAAGUACCUGUGUGGGUCUGUGGUGUCAGAGCCCUUCCAUACGUCCCUAUGGCGUCCCUUCACUUACCGUCUGUGUGAGAGGCUGUGCUGAUCACACCUCACAUCCUGCUGGCUUGGGUGACUCCAGAGGGCCAGCAUGCAGUGGUGGGAGCUGGCCGCAGAGGUGCCUAAGCUCACACCGAGGACAGAGCAGCUGGAGGGGACAGCAACUGUAUACCGUGUCACAAGGCUGACCCUCCAGAUGCCAACACCCAGGCACAACCGCAGACCCCACUCCAGCUCCACAUCUCUGGAAGAGCGUGGUCCUACCUCUGCUGUUAAUCGUCACCCUAUGUGCCGGACAGGCACUGUCAGAGGAGGCCCACCUACUCCCAGAGCUGGCAGUCUGGCACUGACUCCCGGGUGUCAGUGCUUUCACCGUCUCCACCUCUUGUAGGGUGGGGUGUGUGGGUAUUGCCUGGGCAGGAACAUAGGGAUGUUACAGAUGUUCCCUGUGUGGGGAAGGAGACGUGAGGCAUACAUAUGAAUAAAGUAAUCAAACUACACUAAGAUUCACAGACUUACUACAGUGUUAUAUAUUCAGUACAUCAAUAAAAACAUUCUGUGAUAAAUGCU
Molecule: messenger RNA, 4161 nt
Organism: Sciurus carolinensis (gray squirrel)
Lineage: Eukaryota; Metazoa; Chordata; Mammalia; Rodentia; Sciuridae
Gene: Arsa
Product: arylsulfatase A
Exons: 9
Coding region: 329-1852 (507 amino acids)
Molecular function (GO): arylsulfatase activity
Source: RefSeq, a predicted model, not a curated record